Lathyrus oleraceus (garden pea) is the source of this 570-nucleotide messenger RNA. RefSeq lists its product as uncharacterized. Bases 1 to 570 code for a protein of 189 amino acids. The record is from RefSeq and is a predicted model, not a curated record. NCBI's taxonomy places the organism in Eukaryota, Viridiplantae, Streptophyta, Magnoliopsida, Fabales, Fabaceae. The transcript has a single exon.
AUGAUAAAGAAAGAGGAGAUGGCAGAACCUCAGAAAGUGCCACCAAAGAUGAAGGAUCCAGGAAAGUUCACCAUCGCUUGUACCAUUGGUGGGGCGAAAAUCCCACAUGCUUUAUGUGACUUUGGGUCAAGCAUCAAUGUCACGUCGCUGAAAAAAUUUAAGGAAUUUAAGAUAGGAGAGAUCAUACCGAGCAACAUGACACUCACUUUAGCCGAUUCAUAUGUGACGCAUCCGCUUGGUAUUAUACAAGAUGUGCUAGUUCAUGUCAAUGGUUUGACCUUCCCCGCAGACUUUGUGGUGAUUGACAUGAAAGAAGAUUCAGGAGGGUCAAUUAUUCUCGGUCUUCCAUUCUUAACAACCGAGAAAGCAAAAAUAAAUGUGAACACAUGUGAACUUAUUUUGAAGUUCAACGAGGAAAAUAUGGUGUUUAAUGUAUAUGAAUGGACACAAGAUGUGGAGGAUCUAGAGACAUGUUACCAGUUGAGAGAAAAAGGUAGUGAAGUUCACAAAAGAAUGACAACAGGAGUUUUCAUCGGCGUGAGGGUAUCCCUUGCACCUAACGUGUUUUAA